Humulus lupulus (European hop) is the source of this 2931-nucleotide messenger RNA. Its product is annotated as putative disease resistance protein RGA3. The transcript has 4 exons. Bases 1 to 2931 code for a protein of 976 amino acids. Lineage: Eukaryota; Viridiplantae; Streptophyta; Magnoliopsida; Rosales; Cannabaceae. The record is from RefSeq and is a predicted model, not a curated record. Gene Ontology annotation, molecular function: ADP binding. Gene Ontology annotation, biological process: defense response to other organism.
AUGGCUGAUGCUGUAAUCUCCAUUCUCCUCGAUCAAUUGGCUUUGGUCACUCGUGAAUAUGUGGGAGAAAAGGUGAAGCUGGUCAUGGGAGUCGAUGAAGAACUUGAAAACCUUCAACGAAAUCUGGUGGCCAUCAAAGCUGUUCUUACAGAUGCUGAAAUGAGACAACUCAAGGAUGAAGCUGUGAAGCUGUGGCUGGAAGAUCUGAAAGAUGUGUCCUACGACAUGGAUUCUGUGCUAGAUGAGUGGAACACUGCCAUUCUCAAGUCAGAGUUUGACCAAAGAGAAAACGGAGCAGAAAGUAGUACCACUGCUGAUGAGAUCCAGAUUACUAAACCCAAGGUCUGGUCUUCUAUGCUCUUCUCUUGUUUUAAUUGUAGCAAACUAAGUCCUCCAUUGAUUUGUCUUCGUCUUGACAUUGCUAAAGAGAUCCAAAUCUUAAACCAGAAACUAGGGAGGAUCAACGAUAGAAAUAAGGUCUUCAGUUUUAAGGAAAUAAGUGCCAAUUCUUUUGAUCUUAAGCGUCCAAACAAUACCACCUCCUUCCUUAAUAUGUCUGUCAUUUAUGGUCAAGACCAUAAUAAGGAAACUCUCAUUGAUCGAUUAGGGGUGAGUGGGAGUAACCGAAAUGACAAAGAACUCAAAUUCAUUCCCAUUGUUGGAAUGGGAGGGAUUGGAAAGACUACUCUAGCCAGAAAUGCUUAUAAUGAUGCUAGAGUUCAAACCCAUUUUAAUGGUAACAAGUUUUGGGUUUGCGUUUCAGACCCAUUUGACAUUGCAAGGAUUGCCAAAGAAAUUAUUGAACAAGUCACUAGUGUAACCCCAACUGUCAUAGGGUCAGAGUCACUAAUGAAAGAAUUUCAUAAAUCUAUUAAUGGCAAGAAGUUUCUACUCGUACUAGAUGAUAUGUGGACCACUGAAUAUAAUGAGUGGGCACCAUUACAAGAGUUGUUGAGAUCCAGUAGUGCUGCUGGAAGUAGAGUUCUGGUCACUACACGGAAUGGGGAAGUGGCCAGAAUGAUUGGAGAUGCAGACAAGAUUUGUAUGAAUAAAUUGAGUGAAGAAAAUUGCUGGUUUUUGUUAAGAGAUAUAGCACUUCCCAACCAGACGGAACAAGAGAGGAAAGGUUUUGAGACAAUUGGUCAAAAAAUUGCACGUAAAUGUAGUGGCUUACCUCUCGCUGUAAAGACUAUAGGGAGUCUUUUGCGUGUUAAAGACAUUGAAGAUUGGCAUGAAAUUUACACAAGUGAAAUAUGGGAGUUAAAAAAUGUGGACGUGGAGCUUUUCAAUCCGUUGUUAUUUAGUUAUUAUGAUCUAACUUCGGUAGAAAGACGAUGUUUUUUGUAUUGCGCUAUCUUCCCUAAAGAUAAUGUGUUUGAAAGAGAUGAUUUGAUCCUUCAAUGGGUAGCACAAGGUUAUUUCAAGUCGAGGAACAUCGAUCAACAUAAAUUUGAACAAAAAGGUCAAAUUUGUUUUCAAAAUUUAGCCUUGCGGUCAUUUUUUCAAGAUUUCAAAUAUGAUCAUUCUAAAUUGACUAUCGAAUGCAAGAUGCAUGAUAUAGUGCAUGAUUUUGCACAGCACCUCAUGAAAAAGGAAUGCUCAGUUGAGGUAGUGUCAGGUGCCGCCGGAAAGAUAGUUAACUUGGAUAUUCGUCAUCUCAAUUUAAAAGUUUCUUCGUCGGUGAUUCCAACACUCUCAAACUCCAAGAAGAAGAAUUUGCACACUCUUAUAGUUACGUGUGACUCAAAGUGCAUAGUUUUGAAAGAAUCAUCAAGUACUCAGAUGUUCCCUCAUGAGCUCUUGGACUUAAAACGUCUAAGGACAUUUAUUUUGAAAGGAAAAUCAAUGGAGUUGCCAACAUAUAUUGGUGGUUUGAUACACUUGAGAUAUUUUAGCAUUUUUUCGGAUGAUAUCCUAGAUGUGCCUCCCUCAAUCGGAAGCUUGUUUAAUCUGCAAACCUUGAAAUUUUUUUGUUUGAUAAAAGAACUUUGUGAAGAAGUUGGAAAACUGAUAAACUUAAGGCAUCUCCACUUAAACAAGGGGUGUAUUCAAAGUUGGCCAAAAAGUAUUAGGAACUUGACAAGCCUUCAGACGUUGGAGAAUGGUUUUUCACCUAAUCUUGGUCAUAGCAAGAAGCUAAUACCGUUACGGGCUUUUCAAAACUUGAAUAAUCUUCGUACAAUUUGUUUGGAAGGCUUAGGAAAAGAAGAACACAAGGAAGAGGCUGAGGAAGAGGCUAAGGAAGCUAAACUUGAUAAUAAAACAGCUCUUGUCCACUUGCAUCUAAUGUUUUUUGCUGGCAAUAGGGAAGACUACUCUGCUAUUGUGAAGAUUGGUGGUAAUACGGAAAUUCAUGAGAUUGUACUUGAAACUCUGCGACCACAUCAUGAAAACUUAAAAUAUUUAACAAUUGAGUGGUACUUUGGUCGGUCCAUUUCUCCUAGUUGGAUGAUGUCGUUGAUUAAUCUAACAAGCUUAUACUUGCGUAAUUGUCAUUACCACGACACAUUGCCUCCUUUGGGGAAACUCCGAUGCCUCGAAUCACUUGACAUAUAUUAUAGUAAUGGUUUGAGGAAGAUAGGGCCUGAGCUUUUGGGAGUAGAUAUCGAUAAUAACACAUCAACAGACUCGUUUCCGAAACUAAAACAGCUCAAGAUCAGUUGGGCAAUGUCGUUGGGGGAAUGGGUCGGGGUGGUGGGGUGGAAGAUGAACGGCCCUUUGAAAAUAAUGCCUUCUCUUGAAUCUUUGGAAAUCUCUUGCUGUCAACUAUCUAGCGAAAUCUUGCCGGAGUACAGGAAAGGACUGGCCCAAGAUUCGUCAUGUCCCAAACAUUACUAUCAGAACCAGAUGAAGUAUAGAGGGUUGGCCCAAUAUUCGUCAAUUUUCAAAUUCAUAUCACAAGUUCAUGAUCAAGUAGUGGUGGACUGGUGA